GUAAUUUAAGUCAGUUAGUUGCGGUCUACAUUUGUUGAAGAUAUGUGAAGAGGAUUUGCUGGCAUAUUUUGUAAUUGUUUUCAAGUUUAUUGAGAAAGACGUAAUUGAGCAGACAUGUGUGUUCAGUAUCUACAUUUACGUUGUCUUAUCACAGACAAGAAUAUUUUAAAAACUGUUGUUUGAUCCUAAAGUAAUAUACUAAACGAUACAGUCAACCAUAAUGCUUGAUACUCUACUGCUUCCAUUGGGUCUCUCGUUGAUCCUAUAUGGAAUUUACAAAUGGAUCACACUCAACAAUGACUAUUUCGAAAAGCGUGGAAUUCAACAUAUGAAACCAACAUUUGCUUUAGGAAAUACGGGUGCUUUUUUCAUGAGACAAUAUCGAUCAUCCGACUAUAUGCAGAGUUUGUACAAACAAUUUCCGGAUAAAAAAAUCUUCGGAAUGUUUGACUUUCGCAAACCUUUCUACUUCAUUCGAGAUCCUGAAAUCGUCAAAAGGUUAGCGGUUAAAGACUUUGAUCAUUUCGAAAAUCAUCGAUCGUUCAUUGAUGAAGAUGUCGAUUUACUUUUCGGCAACAGUUUGUUUAUGUUAAAAGGGGAAAAAUGGAGAGACAUGCGGGCUACUUUAUCACCGGCUUUUACUGGAAGUAAAAUGCGUCAAAUGUUUGAACUGGUUGUGGAGAAUUCCAGUGACAUGGUUCAGCAUUUCCAACAAAAAGCCAAAUCGUCAGGCAUCGGCGGCGUUGACGUUGAGAUGAAGGAUUUAUUCUCUAGAUAUACUAACGAUGUUAUCGCUUCCGCUGCGUUCGGUUGUAAGGUCAAUUCAUUCGAAAAUGAAUCGAACGACUUUUACCUGAACGGCAAGAAAAUUUUGAAUUUCAAUUCACCGAAAGCGGCUUUGAAACUGAUUGGACUGAGGCUUCUACCUGGCCUAAUGAAAAUGAUGGACAUCAAUCUAACGGACUCGGCAUUGACGAAAUUUUUCCGAAAGAUGGUUAUCGACAACAUAUCUACAAGAGAAAAGGAGGGCAUAUUCAGACCGGAUAUGAUCAACAUUUUAAUGAAUGUGAGAAAAGGAAAGUCUUUAGACAGUGUGGAUAAGGAUGAAAAACAAUCUAGUGAAGGAUUUGCAACAGUGGAAGAGUCACACAUUGGAACCAAACAAGUCAAACGUCAAUGGACUGACGAUGAACUUGUCGCACAAUGUUUCCUAUUUUUCGCAGCAGGAUUCGACACUUCAUCCACAUUGUUGUCUUUUGUCGCUCAUGAACUAGCCGUGAAUCCCGAUGUCCAGGAAAAAUUGUACAAAGAAGUGUGCGAAAUUGAAAAAACGUUGAAUGGCAAGCCACUACCGUAUGAUGUUCUGCAAAAAAUGAAAUACAUCGACUGUGUCAUAUCCGAAACACUUCGUUAUUGGCCUCCUGCCCCAAUGACUGAUCGAGUGUGCGUAAAGGAUUACGAAUACGAUGACGGUGUAACAAAAUUCAAAUUUGAGAAAGGAAUUGCUUUCUGGAUUCCCAUUUAUCCGUUGCAUCACGAUGCAAAAUACUUCCCGAAUCCGGAAAAAUUCGAUCCGGAACGGUUUAAUGAUGAAAACAAGGACAACAUAAAACCGGGAACGUUUCUGCCGUUUGGUACAGGCCCUCGAAAUUGCAUUGGCAGCCGUUUCGCUUUAAUGGAAGUCAAGUCCGUCAUAUACCAUUUGUUGUUGCAUUUUAAAUUCGAACCCAACGAAAACAGUCAAAUUCCGAUCAAUCUUUCGAAGCAGCCAUUUGGAAUGACGUCCGAGAAGGGAGUCAACUUAAGACUAGCAUUAAGAAAAUCAAUAGCCCUAGCCCACAUAGAGUUAGAUUAAUUUUUGAAUGACCAACGGUCAGUGACAUAAAUACAUUGGAACUUUUAUCCUUCAGAAAAGAAAUUUGGUUUUCAUUUCUUU
Molecule: messenger RNA, 1936 nt
Organism: Bradysia coprophila
Lineage: Eukaryota; Metazoa; Arthropoda; Insecta; Diptera; Sciaridae
Product: putative cytochrome P450 9f2
Molecular function (GO): oxidoreductase activity, acting on paired donors, with incorporation or reduction of molecular oxygen; heme binding; monooxygenase activity
Source: RefSeq, a predicted model, not a curated record